AUGUUAAGCUCUGCCUGUUCUAAAAGUGAAAGGCGACAUCAACUGAUAGACUGGUGUGGUAAGAGACACGGCUGAGAAAAGCUCAGUGUGACUCUGCAGUUUCCCAGCACAGCAGGAGUAGCAGCUGAUCUUUCUGCCUCAGCAAUGGCAGAAGCUGUCAUAAGACAUUGGGUGGAAACUCCUGUACGCUACCAGGAGCAGUUUGUGGACCAAGAGCUGGAAGCACACAAGCUGAACCACCUUUUAUAUGCUUUGCCGGGCCCUGCCACCGCUGCACCGAGCGACCGAAGGUGUGCACCAGAAAGCACGGCUGGGGCCGGGAAGAGCGGCCAGGAGGAGGAAAACACACACUUUCGGGUCUUGCUGGAUGUUGUGCAGUUCCGCCCCGAAGAUAUCAUUAUCCAGACUUUCGAAGGCUGGCUCCUGAUUAAAGCUCAGCACGGACCCAGGAUGGACGAGCAUGGUUUCAUAUCCAGAAGCUUCACCAGACAAUACAAAUUACCCGACGGAGUGGAGAACAAAGACUUGUCUGCACUUUUCUGCCAUGAUGGCAUUUUGGUUGUUGAAAUGAAGAACUCAGUGGAAAAGAAUUAGAACCAUGUCUAUAGUUAUGGGUGAGAUAAAAUAAUUCUUAAUGUAACAAAAUUAUAUCAAUCAUGCAAUGCUGUAGGGUGUAGUAAGCAAGUAGCUGUAUUUAUUAAAGGAAAUUAUUUGUAUAUAUUUUUUGUAAGCUGAGUUUACUGUUUGAUGUGAACUGUUAUACUGCUUGCCUCCAGCUACACAUAGGUUGAAAACACAGGCUGUUCAAACAAUAGCAAACUCAGGCUAGUCACAGCAGAAUUAAAAAAAAAAUCUAUUUGAUAGCAUAUUGAAAAUGGAGCAUGGUUUUGAGUUAAGUAGCAGGAAUUGUAUUUCUAAGCAGUAAGCAUUUGUUAUACAUAGUCAUAAACAUUAAAGUAGGAAUGGACAAGUUGUGAAUCUAAUGGAAAUUUAGGAACCAAAAAAUCUGUUUUCUAACUUUUGAGAUUAAGUUCUUCUCUCUGGAAAAGCACACAAACUGAAAGAUACCAUCAAGAGAAAAAUCCUGAUUUUCCCUAGAAGUUCAAGCUUCUAUACCAAAAAACUCUCAAGAGAUUACUUUUUAUAAGUGUGUUGCAUGUUUCAAACUAUAAGAAAAAAGAAUUUAUUUGCUUGACUUUUUUUGCUUGAAAACACAAUAAAUAGAAAUUAUACUUUCUGUCAAAUUAAUUUGAAAGAAAAACUUUAAAGACAUUUCAGAAAAUUGGUUUUGUUUAACAUAACAA
Serinus canaria (Common canary) is the source of this 1304-nucleotide messenger RNA. It is a transcript of the gene HSPB3, whose product is annotated as heat shock protein family B (small) member 3. Gene Ontology annotation, cellular component: nuclear speck; cytoplasm. NCBI's taxonomy places the organism in Eukaryota, Metazoa, Chordata, Aves, Passeriformes, Fringillidae. The record is from RefSeq and is a predicted model, not a curated record.